This is a messenger RNA of Galdieria sulphuraria, 362 nucleotides long. Its product is annotated as 40S ribosomal protein S21. Gene Ontology annotation, biological process: endonucleolytic cleavage in ITS1 to separate SSU-rRNA from 5.8S rRNA and LSU-rRNA from tricistronic rRNA transcript (SSU-rRNA, 5.8S rRNA, LSU-rRNA); endonucleolytic cleavage to generate mature 3'-end of SSU-rRNA from (SSU-rRNA, 5.8S rRNA, LSU-rRNA); translation. Gene Ontology annotation, cellular component: ribosome; cytosolic small ribosomal subunit. NCBI's taxonomy places the organism in Eukaryota, Rhodophyta, Bangiophyceae, Galdieriales, Galdieriaceae. The coding region runs from base 14 to 262 and encodes 82 amino acids. The transcript is spliced from 2 exons. Gene Ontology annotation, molecular function: structural constituent of ribosome. The record is from RefSeq and is a predicted model, not a curated record.
UUCGGUUCAAGAUAUGCAAAACGUACAAAAGAAAAUUGUAGACCUUUAUGUUCCUAGAAAAUGUGCUGCUUCCAACCGCAUAAUCACGGCAAAGGACCAUGCUUCCGUCCAAAUAUCUAUCGCUCAAGUCGAUGCGGAAGGUCGAGUAACAGGAGAAACAACGACAUUUGCUUUAAGUGGCUUUACUAGAACCAAGGGUUUGUCCGAUUCAGCUGUCAACCAAAUCUGUGAAGAAAAAGGACUAUUGAACGACCUCAAGUAGAAUAUGGGUAUCUUCCUUGAACAAUCGUGGCUUGUCCUCAAAAAGUAGGAUGAACAACUCUUAUUGGAAAGAUAAACAAAAAGUGUUUAUGAUAGUUUUC